AUGCAGCAGACCACAUUCGUUCUCUCCCUCUCGGUCAUUCUUUUCGGCUUGUUCGCCCACACACAAUCGACUCCGUUCGGUCUGCUUGAUCCACAAGCGGAAUAUCUGAACGCGUUACGUGUGGACAGCGCGUUGGAACGAUGCAUUGAACUAGUCGGCACACAAUCUGGUCGGCGGGAUCGAAGUCAAAUGGAACGAUUGCGCCAGUGCAUGCUGCGAGAAUUCUCAGGCAAAAUCUCCUCUGACCGUUGGAAAGAGAUUGAAGGAAUGGCGUAG
This is a messenger RNA of Echinostoma caproni, 276 nucleotides long. NCBI's taxonomy places the organism in Eukaryota, Metazoa, Platyhelminthes, Trematoda, Plagiorchiida, Echinostomatidae. The record is from the annotation of a GenBank genome assembly.